Messenger RNA from Telopea speciosissima, 607 nucleotides. RefSeq names its product calcium-binding protein KRP1-like. The coding region runs from base 136 to 486 and encodes 116 amino acids. Lineage: Eukaryota; Viridiplantae; Streptophyta; Magnoliopsida; Proteales; Proteaceae. The transcript has a single exon. Gene Ontology annotation, molecular function: calcium ion binding. The record is from RefSeq and is a predicted model, not a curated record.
CCAGGAACCCCUCUCGUUUUCUCCAUUAUUUAGCUCUCUUGCCUCUUCUCAUUUCUCUUCAUUCCCAAUUCAGUUUGAUUUCUCUCUUAUCUUCUCUUCUUCUUCGAUUUCAUUCAAGAACAAAAAGAUUCAGGAAUGGCAGGACUAAAGGCAGUUGAUUUUGAAGAUUUCUUGCCGACUAUGGCUGAGAAAUUAGGUGGUGAGGGAUUGAUUGGAGAGCUUUGUAAUGGGUUUCGUUUAUUGAUGGACCCUAACAAGGAAGUCAUCACGUUUGAAAGCCUGAAGAGGAACGCUGCUCUACUGGGGUUGCAGGGUUUGAAAGAUGAUGAAUUGUUGUCUAUGUUGAGAGAAGGAGAUAUGGAUGGUGAUGGUGCUCUUAAUCAGAUGGAAUUUUGUGUUUUGAUGUUUAGAUUGAGUCCUGAAUUAAUGGAGGAGUCAGAGAGUUUGUUGGAAGAAGCUCUGAUACAAGAAUUGAAGAAUCCGUAAAUGGGUUUUCUUUUUACCCCUUUUUUUUCUUUUAGUUUGUAAAUUUUUUUUUCUCUCAAUACUUCUUUCUCAUUUGUUUUCCACUUUUUUAGUGGCAAUGAAAAUAAUGGAAUCAUCCUUU